UUGCUGAUGGGUAGCUGGAGGCCGCAUGGUAAAAUAAGCGCCUCGCAGACGUCUGCGCCCGGGUUGCGUUAGACCCGGGAGGCAGAAUCCGCGCCCUGCGCAGGGGGGCCCAGGCACGCCCGACUGGGAACCUCACUGUCAGUUACGGUAGUUUUUCCAGAUCAUUCAGUGUUCAGGGAAUGAGUCUCUGGAUGCCAACUCUUUCGCGUGCUGGUGCCUGAAUGCAGUUAGACCCAGGAGCCUAGAGCCUUCCAAGCUUGGGGAACCACCUUUCUCCUACCCAUGGACUCGGGGAAUCUGGCAGAUGCAAAGAGCCAGUCAAGCAUAGGGGAGGGAGUGUGGCUUCAGUGUUGCUCAGAUCCCUGAGUCGUUUAGGAACGAAGGAAUAACGGGAAAGGUGGAUGAGAGGCCAGAGAAUCCCGCCGUGGAACUCUGCUCGCAUGCUGUCCCUGUCGCUCCAGCAUCUGAAAGGAGGUAACCGUUCCCUGAUGGCCCAGUUGGGAGCAGUUGUGGCUGUGGCUGCCAGUUUCUUUUGUGCCUCUCUCUUCUCAGCUGUGCACAAGAUAGAAGAGGGCCAUAUUGGGGUGUAUUACAGAGGCGGUGCCCUGCUAACGUCCACCAGCGGCCCUGGCUUUCACCUGAUGCUCCCUUUCAUCACAUCGUAUAAGUCUGUGCAGACCACACUCCAGACAGACGAGGUGAAGAAUGUACCUUGUGGGACGAGUGGCGGCGUGAUGAUCUACUUCGACAGAAUUGAGGUGGUGAACUUCCUGGUCCCACAUGCAGUGUACGACAUAGUGAAGAACUACACAGCUGACUAUGACAAGGCCCUCAUCUUCAACAAGAUCCACCACGAGCUGAACCAGUUCUGCAGUGUCCACACGCUGCAGGAGGUCUACAUCGAGCUCUUCGAUCAGAUUGAUGAAAAUCUCAAACUGGCCUUGCAGCAGGACCUGACUUCCAUGGCCCCUGGGCUCGUCAUCCAAGCUGUGCGGGUGACAAAACCCAACAUACCCGAGGCCAUCCGCAGAAACUACGAGCUGAUGGAAAGCGAGAAGACAAAGCUGCUCAUUGCGGCCCAGAAGCAGAAGGUGGUGGAGAAGGAGGCAGAGACAGAGCGGAAGAAGGCCCUCAUUGAGGCAGAAAAAGUGGCUCAGGUGGCAGAGAUCACCUACGGGCAGAAGGUGAUGGAGAAGGAGACGGAGAAGAAGAUCUCGGAAAUCGAAGAUGCCGCGUUCCUGGCCCGGGAGAAGGCGAAGGCGGACGCCGAGUGCUACACGGCCAUGAAGAUAGCCGAAGCGAAUAAGCUGAAGCUGACCCCGGAGUACCUGCAGCUGAUGAAGUACAAGGCCAUCGCUUCCAACAGCAAGAUUUACUUUGGCAAAGACAUCCCUAACAUGUUCAUGGACUCUGCAGGCGGCCUGGGCAAGCAGUUUGAGGGGCUCGCUGACAAGCUGAACUUUGGCUUAGAGGGUGAGCCCUCGGAGGCAGACGCUGAGGAGAACUGAAUGUUUCUGGACACAACCUCAGAGGACACUCAGAGAGAUCUUUAUUUUUUACUGAUGAACCAGGAUGCCCCUCCCUUCCACCCAACCUUUUGACUCUCUUCCACGAGCCAUGGUGAAAAAAGAAGACAUGGACUUAAGUCUAUUCCCCUUCCUGGGAAGGGAGGGCAGGGAUUGGUGAUUUGGGGUUUUAUUCAGGUAAGUAGGUUAUAUGACUUCUGUUAAGAUUUGUGAACCCUGGGUUAGACCUUUGACCUCCAGAUUCUGAUUUUCGCCCUUUUGAAGCUGGCUUAAUUAGGGAUGCUGUCAAGGAGGAGUGGGAGAAAUACAGGGUGUUGCCUCCAGGUGAUUUGAUUUCCCUUCUUUGGGAAAAGGUAGUCCAGUGUUCUCAUCCUGCCUCCAAGGUGGGAGAUGCCUGUGGGGGAGGCUCAGUGACUGAGCAAAUGCGAGCUUAUAAGUUUGCCAGCAGGGCCCUCGAGAAUGCUGGCUUUCCUGGCAUUGCUGUCGGUGCAGACAUGAGCUGCCGCAGAGCUGCACUUUCUGGCAAGGAAGAUCUGGUGCUAGGUUUUGCAAGCUUUUCUACACACCGGCCUCGUGGCCCCAGGGCUUGAAGAGUGGUGGCUUCUGACUCCAUUGCCCAGAGUCAGGGUUUGGUCACCACCACACAGUUCUUUUUAAAACUUUUCACCUAUUCUGCGAGUUGGUGUUUUCUCCUCUUAACCUGUUCAUUGGUUCUGCUCAGCAUCAAGAAGAUGGAACAAAGAUCUCAAGCGUCUUCAGAGCUGUUGAAGUGGAACCAUGGUAUCCAUUAGCCACUGAGCACCUGUUUGGCAAAUAAUGUGUGUUCCUUGGGAUCAAGUGUCUUUUCAUGUUGAGUAGCUUCUCUGGGGGAAGAAGAAGGGUCAUCCAAAAGAGUUCCCAGUCGCAAUGCCUAUGGCUCGUGCUGGGAGUUCGUCUGACAUAGUGACAGAAGGAAGCCCAUUCUCUACGUGGUACGUGUCUUGAAACCCCAGGCUCCCAGGUCCCACACGGGGGUCACACUGAGUGUGAAAUCUCCAGGGACAGCUGUGUGGGUGCAGGUCAGAGUUCACGCCCGAGUCCCUGUGUUAGAAUGGCUGCAUCAAAAUCCAUUCAAAUGUUUUUCCAUUACUAACUAGGCGAUUUGGAUGGGGAAAGCAAACAUGAAGAAAAGGUUUUCUUAUGUCCUGAAAUUGGAGGCGGGGUGGGUACCAGAUUGCUAAGUGGAUGGACUUGCCUGCGCGUCGGGAUUGGCUGUGACAGGCUCCAGCGUGGGACGUGUUACUAGCUUUGUUAUCAGCUGUCCCCACCGCCGUACCCCUCUUCCCUCUUCCCUCGGGGAAACUCUGAGUGGAACUUUCUGGCACAGAUUGCCAUCUCAUUUUCAGUCCCACGCCCAGACUUCUGAUUUAUCAAAUGGCCCCAAAAGUCGAGCCAGCUUGCUCCUAAGUAGCACGAGGCUCGUUGGGAACUCAGGAAGCAUUCAGCCUGACCAGGAAGAAACAAAGGGUUAACUCCUCUCAGUUUAGAUGUGGCCCUUCUCUGGUCUAAUUUCUGAGACUUAGAAUUCUCAAACCACUGGUCACACUUUGUGCAGGCAGCCGAAUGUUCCUGGGCAGGAUGGACUGUCAUGCGCUCAGAAGUCCUUCCAAGAGGCCAUUAGUCUCCUAAGACCAACGUAAGGUAUCCAUUACUAAGAUACACUCACGCUCCUCCCACUUCAGUGCCAUCAGUCACCGGUCAGGAGCAACAUGUCACCUCCAGCAUCCCUGAUUUGCAUAUUUAUCGGCUUCUCUGCUCUGAGACUUUCUACCCAAGCCUCAGAAAACACUACUUCACUGCAGUGGAACACGAAGCAAGGCUGUCUCAGCCUCUGAACAGCACACUUGCUUAGGCUCUUAACUGGAAAGUCUCUCUAAUACUAACAUUCUGCGACAGCUUGUUCCUUGCCCUGGAUCACAAAGGAGCCUCACUGAAGUCCUGCUGCACCUGCCCCCCUCAAGGUUAAUGUCACUGCUGCUUUAAGCAAAAAUAUAACCAUUGUAGUACCCAUCAGUUUAAAUCCAAUGGUUGUCUGUACCUGCCUGAAUAGUAAAACCAUGGAAGUCUGCCAUGUCCUUAGCGUGGGACAUCUAACCAGUCUGUCUGUGUGACUUUCAUGUCUUUAAGAACACUUAACUAGAAAACCUGAUCUGAAAACCUUUAAAUUCUAAACAUGGAAAAUGUGAUCGCCUGCAGUUUUGUAGGCAGUAAAGUCAUGGCUGCUAUUUAUAAAUGGAACUUCUAUCAAAAUAAGUAAUUGUUUAUAAAAUUCAGUUUUUGUAGGAUUUUUCCAAGGAAAAGUCACCUUGGUUGAAUGUUUCUCACUCAUUAAACUUUGCAGAAGUGAUUCAUAUUCAGUACUGUUUUUAAUCACUUUUUUAAUAUCAGGACAGAAUGUUUGAAAGGAAUCCAAAGUGCGCUAAUAACUUUUGUAUGACUAAAAUAAAUUUGGGAGACUCUCUGAUCAUAUUAAGUUGAGGGAGGAAAAAAACUGUGAAAGAACAUUAGCAAUACAAUUAUCUCAGUAUCUGCAGGGGGUUGGUUCCAGGACCCCUGCAGAUACCAAAAUCCUGGGAUGCUCAAGUCCCUUAUAUAAAAUAGUGCACCAUUGCCCUCAGUAUCCACAGGUUCUGUAUCCAUGGCUACAGUGGGCUGACUGUAUGAAUCAAAAAAAGGUAGAUGUUUAUAAAGGAUCUGUUGCAGUUUCUAUGUAUGGGUCUAUGUAUCUUUCAAUAUGGACAGCAUUACCAUUUAUAGAGAGCGAAUAGUGAAGGUGAGAUCGUCAUAAUUAACUGGCUUAUUUAAGUUCAAGGAUAAAAGUGUAUCCUGACUAGUGGCUACUCUGUGUCUGGGAACUUAACCACUUUCUACUGAGUGGAGUUUUAGCCACUGUUUCCGUUGUUUUUUUUUAAAAGAGAUAAUAGCCAAUCAUUUUGUGUUUGUUUCCCAUUCCUCUUUAUUUCUGCUUUUGUGCAAGCUGGUGAUUGAACAGUCAAAACUAAUUCUACUUUCAGAGAGGCCUGAGGGCUUAAUGACCGCCUUUGUCACUGAGAAAUGAUUCUUGUUCAUCACUCUACAAAUGAUAUGCUGGAUUAACUGCCUUGGGUUGAUAGAUGGAGGAACUGUUUUGAACAACACUAAAGGUGUGAUUUUAUGUCUCAGUUUUAUUUUCAGUCUUGCUAAAUAAAAUGAGUCUUUAUAUUUUUUUAUUAAAGUGAUAUUUAGCAAUAGCUAAUAUUAGGCUAAGUGAUAUAAAGAGAUAAAACAUCCUUGCCUAGUAGAGUUAAGUCAAGACUGCCUCCAGAGUAUACUCAGAUGAAUAUCUAUCUGCAUUAUUAACUUGGAAACAAUGAACAGCUAAUUUGUGAACAUAGCAUAAUUCCUGGUAUGUGCUAGAGAGAUUUAUCAUAAAGAAUCCAUAUGCUGGGGGGGGAGGGCAUACUCAGUGGUAGAGUGCGUGCUUAGCAUACACGAGGUCCUGGGUUCAAUACCUGGUACCCACCCCCUUAGAAAUUUUUUUUAAAUAAAAAACCUAACUCCCCCCCGCAAAAGAAUCCAUAUACUGUUGCAAUUCUGCUCCAAAGAGCAGAGAUACUUUCAAUUGGCCCAAAACUCAUUUUGAUAUCAAUUCAAUGAGAAAGUCCCGGUCUCUGUUUGGGAAAGCUGCCCAGCCUAGAGUUGCCGAAUAAAAUACAAGAUGCCUAGUUAAAUGUGAUGUUCAUAUAAACAAUGAAUAACUUUUAGUAUAAGUAUGUCCCAAAUGUUGCAUGAGACAUACUUAAACUAAAACAUUAUUUGUUGUUUAUAUGAAAUUCGCAUUUAACUGAGUAUCCUGAACAGUUGACCCUUGAACAACCUGGGUCCACUUUUACAUGGAUUUUGUUCAGUAAACAUGUACUACAGGACUAUACAAUCUGCGGUUGGUUGAAACCAGAGAUACAGAACCACAUAUCCGAGGGCCUGCUACAAAGUUAUGCUAGGAUUUUCCUCGGUGCCGGGGCCAGUGCCUCUAACUCCUGUGUCGUGCAAGGGUCAACUGUCUUUUUAUUUGCUAAAUCUGGCAAUCCUAGCCCAUGAUUUCUCAGGGGUUUUUUUAAUGGUGCUCCCAAACUGUUCUCUAUUGGUUUGAGAGCUAUAACAGAAAUAUUAUGACUCUACAAUUGAAUAGGUAAGUUAAGAAUGUAUUUACUAGAGUUAAACUGCCAAGAUUCAAAUCCCUACUCUACCACUUCUUAGAUGUAUGGUCUUGAAUAAAUUCUUUACCCUCUCUGA
Camelus dromedarius (Arabian camel) is the source of this 5837-nucleotide messenger RNA. RefSeq names its product ER lipid raft associated 2 (gene ERLIN2). Gene Ontology annotation, molecular function: cholesterol binding; ubiquitin protein ligase binding. NCBI's taxonomy places the organism in Eukaryota, Metazoa, Chordata, Mammalia, Artiodactyla, Camelidae. The record is from RefSeq and is a predicted model, not a curated record. Gene Ontology annotation, cellular component: endoplasmic reticulum; endoplasmic reticulum membrane. Bases 402 to 1508 code for a protein of 368 amino acids. The transcript has 12 exons. Gene Ontology annotation, biological process: SREBP signaling pathway.